Molecule: messenger RNA, 2619 nt
Organism: Hirundo rustica (Barn swallow)
Lineage: Eukaryota; Metazoa; Chordata; Aves; Passeriformes; Hirundinidae
Gene: GAL3ST2
Product: galactose-3-O-sulfotransferase 2
Exons: 4
Coding region: 69-1304 (411 amino acids)
Biological process (GO): glycoprotein biosynthetic process; glycolipid biosynthetic process
Cellular component (GO): membrane
Molecular function (GO): galactosylceramide sulfotransferase activity
Source: RefSeq, a predicted model, not a curated record
AGAGCCAGAGGAGACAAACAGGCGCUCAAGUCGAUUUGCAAAGGAGAUAUUUCCCAGCUCGCAGCAGCAUGAAAAGCCCUGGGUGCACUCCAAGGUGUCUCAUAAUUUUCAGCUUCUGCCUUGGACUUAGCUGCCUCUCAGGAUUCUUCCAUAUGAAUUACAGAAUCUCAAAGAGCCACGAGGAGCUGCUGUUCCCUCCCACGCCGUGCCAUGCCAAGACAAACGUCAUGUUCCUCAAAACCCACAAGACUGCCAGCAGCACUGUGCUCAACAUCAUGUUCAGGUUUGCAGAGAGGUACAACCUCACCGUCGCUCUCCCUGCUGGCCAGCUCUUCCACCUGGGGUACCCAAGGACUUUCAUGGCCCACUUUGUGGAGGGUUUUGAAACCAUCGGCCAAAAUUACAACAUCAUGUCCAACCACCUGCGGUUUAACCCCUUGGAGGUAAAAAAGGUGAUGGCAGCCAACACCUUCUACUUCUCCAUCCUGAGGAACCCCAUUUCUCUGCUAGAGUCUUCCUACAUUUACUACAAGAACAAUGUGCCUGCCUUCAGGCUCUCCAAGAACGUGAACGAGUUCCUGGCAUCACCCACAAAGUAUUACCUCCCAGCAGAUUACAGGGAAAACAUCUACGCCAGGAACAUCAUGUGGUUUGACUUCGGCUACGACAACAACGCGGAGGAUGACACAAAGUACACCCAGGCCGUCCUGGAGGACAUCGAGCAGAACUUCCACCUCAUCCUGAUAGCAGACUACUUUGAUGAGUCCAUGAUCCUCUUGAAGCACACUUUGUGCUGGGAUCUGGAUGAUGUGGUUUACUUCAAGCUCAAUUCCAGAAGCCACAACACUGUCCAGACAUUGAGUCCAGAAAGUGAGGAGCAGAUAAAAACAUGGUGCUCGCUGGACUGGAAGCUCUACCUGCACUUCAACCAGAGCUUCUGGAGGAGAAUUGAGGAGACCAUAGGGCUCGAGGUGCUGGAAAAGGAGGUGGAUCAGCUGCGGGCCAGACAGAAGGAGCUCAUGGAGACUUGUCUCUCAGAGCAGGAGGCAGUGAGGAAGGAUCACAUCAGGAAUAGAGCUCUCCUACCUUUCCAGUCAGGGGCUGCAAAUAUCCUGGGUUACAACCUCAAACAAGACUUGGACAAGAGGACUCUGAGAACCUGCCAGAAACUGGUCAUACCAGAGCUCCAGUACACGUCCUACCUUUACGCUGUCCAACACCCACACAAGAGGAGGAAAGAGUUGGGAUUGCCAUUGCUGUGGGCCAGCCGCCAGGAGGAGACGCAGCCCCCAGUGUCCAACUAGGACAUGUGGCAACCCACUGUGGCUUCCCACCGCUUUGCAUCGCCCCUUUCUGACCCACAACUGACCCACAGCACUCGUGCCUGAGGGGGAGGCACAGGGGGCUUUCUUUGGGGUCACUAAAUUGGUGACUGGUCUCAUUUUGGGGACAUUGAGCUGGAGGCUUUGUAUUGCCUACAUCCUGGGUGAUCCCACCUGCCUGCUCCUGGCUGGAGAGAGCCGGGCUGGCUGCAGCUGGCCCAGGCAUUCCAGCCUCUUAAUCAUUAAUCACGAGCGUGAUCAUUUGCCUUCAUUUGAUUUUAUUUGAUAUCCAUCGUUACAUGAGUGUGGUCACAGCUCACUGGAGCAAGUCCUGACUUUGGAGGGUUUAGGGGACGGGGGGGAAGCGAGGGGAGUGUGACAAGGGGGCACAGUGCUCAAAGAAGCAGGAGAGGUGGUGGGUGUCCCCUCCAGCAGCACCCACACUCAGUGAGGACUAACCACCACACGCUGCUGGAGCUGCCUUUGGUGUGGGAGUCCCAGGCAGGCUGGCUGCCUUGCUCAGUGGCAUGUAAGCUGUGCCUCUCACGUGUCACCAGGUGAAUGAGCCUCUGUCCCGUGUGGGAGAGGUCAGUGUUCCACUGGAAGGAGAUUUUGGGGUUUUGCCCCCUCCCCUGUUCUCGGGCAAGGGUCCCUGGGCAUGCACGUUCCUUUGGGUGCAGCAUGCCCAAAGCCCUUCAUCAGUACAUGCUUUUUUGGGGCUCCCCUUGCUGUGUUGGCCAAACCCUCCAGCACGGAUUAGGAGGGGAUGGAGUGAGGCGCACCGGUGCAUCCAGGUCCCUGCUGUAGCCCUGGCCAGCACAAGCAGGAGCAGAUGCUGGCUCAGCUUUAAAACACUGCGGUUUGGUCAGUGUAGGUCGGCACUGAGAGAUGUGCUGGGAACAGGUGACAAGCUGGGAAGCAGGCUUGAUGCUCUCAGGGGGAGAGCGGUGAGAAGCAGAGCCAGGAUUUUCCCCAGCUGUGUUAACCAGCCCAGGUGUCCAGCAGGAACAACGCAGAUUAACAGCACUUUCACAGUCCAGUGUUUACAGGAACCCUCACUAAAAUUAACCCGAGGCUUUGGGAGGCUUUUGUGGCAGCCAGGCGGAGCUGCUGGAGGCACAUGUGGUCAUCCUGGGCUAUCCCAGGGGCCCUUCCCGGGCAGUUUUGCCUCCUCUGACUCAGUUUUCCCCUUGGAGCUUCUGAUUAAUGAUUUGCCGUGAUAAUUCAGUCAAGCCCUUUUAGCUAAACUUAUCACAGAGAUGGAAUAUUGGAAUAUUGGAAUAUAAAAAAUAGGUAU